This is a messenger RNA of Indicator indicator, 795 nucleotides long. RefSeq names its product CD320 molecule (gene CD320). Bases 1 to 795 code for a protein of 264 amino acids. The record is from RefSeq and is a predicted model, not a curated record. Gene Ontology annotation, molecular function: protein binding. The transcript has 6 exons. NCBI's taxonomy places the organism in Eukaryota, Metazoa, Chordata, Aves, Piciformes, Indicatoridae.
AUGGCGGGGCGGCGUCGGCUGCUCUCGUUCUUGUUCCUGCUCCCGCUGCUCUUCCCGGUGCUGGUCCCGCUCCCGGUCUCGCUCCUGCCGCCUCCGCCAGCGAACGCCUCCCUGCCUGGUUGCUCCUCGGGCCAGUUCCAGUGCAAGCCUGGCACCCUCUGCUUUCUGAAUGAGUGGCGCUGCGAUGGGCACCCGGACUGCGAGGACGGGGAGGACGAGCGGGACUGCAGUGGGCGCCCGGACUGCGAGGACGGUGAGGACGAGUGGGGAUGCGAGACGGCGACCCCGGCGGAGCCGAGUCCUGAUGACGCCUGGGUGACCCCGCCGCGGAGCUCGGCGGUGCUGCCCACUGACAGCGCAGAGACUUCAGGUACAGCUGUGCUUGAGGGCUCUGUGCCAUCAGGGACUCAAGGCCACUUUUGGAUCUUGAUUGUUGCAGUGCUCCUGAGUGUCCUGGUAGCUGUGGGUUCUAUUGCUGUUUGGGGUCUGUCCAAAGCAAAAAGCAGAUCUGACAUCUUCAGUCUUGAAAAACCAUCCAGGGAACAGCUGAUGCCUGACAAGAGCCAGACAGGGGAGGGCUUCGGGGUCAGAUCAAGGCAAGUCCCUGCUGCCUCUCCACUUGCCAUUGUGGAUGCCGUCCUUGGGAGCCGGGUGCCACAUGGCACCAUAGCACAGCCAGUGCCCCCUGGGCAGCAGCUCACCGCUGCUCCUCUGAGCCCGCAGCACUUCUCCCAUCGGUGUGCAGCCGGUGGGAACACUCCCAUGGAGCCGGAGCUGCCCUCCUCCAGCCCAUAG